CCGUCCUCUGCCCGCUAUAACUCCGACCUUGGGAACAAAAGCCCAGGUCAAAAACACUUGUCUCGGCUGACGAUUGAAGCUUUGAGAGACCCCCCCGCGCGCAGGGGGGCAAAUAUAUACAUAUCAAAACGGCAUAGUAUAACCUUGGAGCAAAGCUCAGGUAUACAUAACAACAUGCCGCGUGGAUCUGGGAGAACCGAAAUACCGGCGAGCCAACGGAAGCCAAAAAACCCCAGAACGGAGCCCAAGCGAGACACAGUCAAGAAAAGCACAUAUUGCUAUUCUCGCCAGAACAUCAUUCAGAGGAUGGGCCGGUCAAUAUUACGGGGUGGUUACCGAAUUGCUAGAAAGCAAUGGCUCGAUAGAUGCUCGCGUGUCUCGGACAUGGCCAUUACUCAAGAAGAGUAUCCGGACACCGAUGUCAUCAUGGAAGAUGCGCCAAUGUUGGCGCAUACAGUCUCCUCACUUGCUCAGGUUGCCGACGAUUACGAUUGGAACAUCGUCGUAGAGGAACUGUGUUAUAUGAUGGCGGCACUAACAAUUGCCAGCCAUACAGAAGAAGCACCUGAGCCGCAGUACAUCGAACUCGUGAGACGACCUCCACCAAUUAGCCGACUCCCGACGACUCCUAGACAGGAGAAAGAGAUCCGAUUGUAUCUCGACCAAAUUGCACAUUCCCGGGACGUCAAAAAGGCUAAGGAGCGUCGCUCAAGACACAAAGUCGCCCACCUGGGCAGUCUCAUGGACGGGACCGUCCAGCGUCUGAGAAACGCCGGCAUCUCAGACGAAGAAAUCUUCGACGACGUUGACGAACGCGCCGAAAAAGAAGAUGGACGGAUCGAGUACUGCGUUAACGACGUCUACCACCACAAGACAAGCGCACAUGUUCAACAUGUUGAAGACGUCCGAUCUCAGCAACAGAGCGAGAUCAUCUAUUACUGCAAGCCUCGGGAUCCGACUGAAAACAUCACACCCAAGCGGAUCGACCCGAGUGCGCAGUGUCCUUUACCAGCAAUCUGGAAGGACCAUCUCCUUGCAGCGCACAUCCCGAUGCGCAUGAAGUGCAAGGAAAGUACGCCUCUUUUCAAGCAAAUCAUGACGAAAAAACUUCAUGAUAGUGCGUACACCGAUUCGUGGAAAGUUAUCGACUGCCGCGAUCGGGUUUUCGGUGGUGUCUGAUCAAAACACAUCCAAGGGGGCCCCUGGAUGGACGACACAUACACCUAUAUUGGCUAUAUAUAGCCCUUUAAAAGUCUACGGACUAUAAAAGACACCUGUCAAACGGACGACCGACGCAUCGGGAAUCAUACAUGCCUCCGAUAUCAAGCAAACAUACCUCGUUUCGUGGAGAGCAUAGCGUCUAAGACGCAGCGUCAUCAUACACAAA
Paecilomyces variotii is the source of this 1387-nucleotide messenger RNA. RefSeq lists its product as hypothetical. The transcript has 4 exons. The record is from RefSeq and is a predicted model, not a curated record. Lineage: Eukaryota; Fungi; Ascomycota; Eurotiomycetes; Eurotiales; Thermoascaceae. The annotation marks the transcript as partial.